AUGAACCGGGGCCUUCCCUUACUUGCUGAGUGCAAUAUCCGCCUUAGCAGGGACAUUGAUCCUUCAAUCCGAAAUUUGGCCCACCGAGUGGCAGAACAAUCCACGGGCCAUUCAAUAAAUGUUGCUACCAAACCACAUACUCCAUUCCCCUUUCUAUCUUUACCCGCUGAAUUACGACUCCGGGUCCUCCAGCAUACAAAUCUCGUCACGCCAUAUCAUCAAGUUGACUGGAAUCCCCGUCAUGGAUAUUACUUGCACUAUGGUGUGAGAGGCUGCAACUGGAAUUGCGAUCCUGAUGAUCACCAUGGGUGCCAGUUUCGAAAAUGCUGGAAAAACCCUGAUGGUCAUGGGUGUUUUUGUUCUCGAUACCAUUCCGCUUUCUCAAAACAUUGUCGGUGCUGGCGCCCGCCUAGCCCUCUGUUUCUUGUCAGCAAGGCCUUACGGGACGAUGCGCAAGAAGUGUUUUUCACGCAGAAUCGGUUCAUCAUUUCUCCGGUUGAUGGGUAUGGUGAGCCUCCAAAAACAGUUCUGGAGCGCUUUGAAGCAUCUAUUUUCUUGCAGGAUAUUAUUCCUGCACAUUUCUUACCCCGCCUAAGAUUCUUGGAAUUUGUAUUUCCACCAUUGGAUGAAGAGUAUCUCUCACCACGAUGCUCAGCACUCCAUGAUUGGGAUAAUACAAUAGAUAACAUUAUGAAAAAGCUGGACCAUCCCAACUUGAAACUGCGCGUUUACUUUGCAGACUUCUACGAUGCUAGCUAUGCCUCGCCCUUCCGCAAGAAGAUUACCCGUAAAGAAGGCAUGACCAAAGUGGCUAGUGCAUAUAUGCGCAUUGUGCGCCCUCUUGAAAGAUUGAAAGCCCAUGGACUCAGUCACUUAUUCGUGCAUGCAGCCUGGCCGUGGUCGUGGACCGAAGAGGGGCGGAAUACACGCAUAUGGAAGAAACACAUUAUCGAAAAUGACGUAUCGGUUAUUGAACGGCGGCUGGAGAGAAGGGUAAUGGGAGAGGAGUAUGAUGGCGUGCGGUUGGGAAAAAAAGAGCUUGAGAAGAGCCAAUGGCUAAAAGCGCAUGAGAGGUCAGAAGAAUUUGCCUCGGUGAUUGACUAA
Molecule: messenger RNA, 1104 nt
Organism: Aspergillus chevalieri
Lineage: Eukaryota; Fungi; Ascomycota; Eurotiomycetes; Eurotiales; Aspergillaceae
Exons: 1
Coding region: 1-1104 (367 amino acids)
Source: RefSeq, a predicted model, not a curated record